Messenger RNA from Fusarium sp. VM40, 3369 nucleotides. The record is from the annotation of a GenBank genome assembly. NCBI's taxonomy places the organism in Eukaryota, Fungi, Ascomycota, Sordariomycetes, Hypocreales, Nectriaceae.
AUGUUCUCCAACUUGUCCAACAUCGUUCAGAAAGCUCAGCAGCUUAUCGAUCCUACACAGGGCCUCAAUCUAUCCAGUUCCGAUCGUAAUCCGUCCAAGUCGUCUCUAUUCCAAAGUCAAUUCCGUCUGCCCGCUUCUCAAACGCCCCUCUACGAGAUCAAUGCCGAGCUUACCAUCCCACCUUCCAACGCUACCCACGGCGAUAAAGACCAUGAUCGAGGAUGGCAUUAUGCUGGAAAGCUGCACCUGUCUGAGCACUACAUGUGCUUCUCGACAACUCCUACUAGUUUUGUCCAAUCCGCCAGUACUUCAACAUCAGCCGCGUUUACUGGACAGACACACGGUGGAGGACCCAGCGGCAAUGGCUUCACAUUUCCCCUCUGUGCUAUACGAAGAGUCGAGCGAUUGAAUAGUCAGAACUUUCAGUUCGCGCUCGCCUUGACUACUUGGAAUGGUCUUCACGCUGAGACCCCGAAAGAUAGAGACCCAAAAGAUAAGAAGGACCCCCGAGAACAACGCAUCACGAUCCAUCUCGCAGGAACCAGGCAGUCAUGCGAACGCUUUUGUGAUGGCCUCAAGAAGGGCUUGAGGGCAGGUGUCGGGCAGGUUGCCAAACUACGACGAGUCGCUGCUGAAUGUUACUCCGAGCAUCUCCUGAGAACAGAAGAUAGGAAGAACGUCCCCCCGCCAGAUGCUGGUCUAGGAAUGCUUUUUCGGUAUCCGGGUGAUCCCAAGAAGCUCCGCGACAGGGCGAAAAUGCGCCUUUGGGCCGAGUAUCUGCGCGACAAUGGCAGGAACUUUACGUUGAUUCGUCAACCGACCUUCCAUAAACUCAUUCGUGUUGGUUUGCCCAACCGGCUGAGGGGCGAGAUCUGGGAGCUCACGUCUGGCUCAAUUUAUCUGCGUCUGGAAAACCCAGCGCUUUUUACUGACACUCUAGCCAAGUUCGAGGGCCAGGAGUCGCUUGCUAUUGACGAGAUCGAAAAGGACCUCAACCGAAGUCUCCCAGAGUAUCCAGGUUUCCAAAGCGAGGAUGGCAUCAACCGCCUACGACGAGUUUUGACCGCCUACAGCUGGGUUAAUGCUGAUGUAGGAUACUGCCAGGCUAUGAACAUCGUGGUGGCUGCGUUGUUGAUUUACAUGUCUGAAUCACAAGCUUUCUUUCUUCUCUCCACCCUUUGUGACAGACUCGCCCCCGGAUAUUACUCCACGACUAUGUAUGGUACACUGCUUGAUCAGAAAGUAUUUGAAUCCCUGGUGGAGAGAACGAUGCCUAUCCUUUGGGACCACCUUGUCAAAAGCGAUGUACAGCUGUCUGUUGUCUCGCUUCCUUGGUUCCUGUCACUAUAUAUUAACUCGAUGCCCCUUGUCUUCGCCUUCCGUGUCCUGGACGUAUUCUUUGUCGAGGGGCCAAAGGUAUUGUUCCAGGUCGGACUGGCAAUCCUCCGAAUCAAUGGAGAGGAGUUGUUGGAUGCGACAGACGAUGGGGCCUUCAUCUCCGUUCUGAAGGCAUACUUCUCCCGCUUAGAUGAAUCGGCUCAUCCCAAGUCAGAAAACCCCAAGCUGCGCGCUGUGACGCGUUUCCAGGAACUUAUGGUCGUGGCUUUUAAGGAAUUUGCCGGAAUUACGCACAGUAGCAUCACAGAGCUACGCUUGAAGAACAAGGAUGCCGUUCUCAGUAACAUUGAGAAUUUUGCCAAGCGGACAGCUAUUCGCAAUCUGGGCCCCGAAAGCAAACUGCUAGGUACCGACGAGCUCGGUGCAUUGUAUGAUCGUUUUUACAGUAUUCUGUACGAACGCCAACAACGGGAUCAUAUGAUUCAACAAGACAAAAUACGAAAGGCCAAGACAAGUAGAAUGCGGGCAUCUGAGAUAUUCGCAACCCACCACGACGCAGUCGAGAAGGGACGAGUGGGUUUAGGACCAAGCACAAGUCUUAUGGACUAUGAUGCGUUCCGCGAAUUCCUUGCCAGUAUGUCGAAAUGGGCUAUCUCAGACUCACCAGGAGCAACAAAAUACGGCAAUUACGAAGAUCGACAAAACAUGUUUCAUAGCGCUAGACGAGCGUCUGAGGUCAUCUCACCUUGGGGCAAUGGGCCUGAGCCUGCUGAUCACGAAUUUCUGCACCGCCUGUUUAAGAAGUGGGACGUAGAUAGUACCUCUGCCUUGACUCUACAGAAUGUUGUCACAGGCUUGGCCAAGAUCAAAGGGAGACGCGACAUCAUGGGCACCAUCACAUACUUCUUCGAGUUAUACGACGAUGACGACGAUGGCAAGGUUGACCGCGAAGGUAUCCUGCGAAUAUCCGAAGCUUUGUUGUUCCUUUCACGCAGGGGUCUUGAAGGCACGUUGAGUCCUGGCUCAAGUAGCACUCUAGAGAGUGAUUCAGCAAGUGGUCAGGAAUCGCAGGCUAGCUUAGCUCCUGGUAUCUCGACUAAUGAGCGGUUCUUGGGAAGUGUGAGCGCCUUCAUACGUCGAUGUUUCGAGUACGCCGACCCAGCUAGCGGACACGACGAGUCUUCUGCCGUGUCUGACGACGAAACCUCAAAAGACGACGCAUUUGCAAUAGGAGACGACGAUGACGACGAAGAAGAUCUCUUGGGUCUUGAGUCUCCAACCGGUUCACCAACAAAGGCCAAGAAGCCCAGUCUCUCUUCGGAAAGUUCCUUAGAUACUCCGCGAGACCCUGAAGCAGUUUCACGACGUAGGGUGUCAAAGGCCAAAUCUGAGGCAGCAAAUGCGGCGCUAGAUCCUGCCCACCCUCUGCAUCUCACUCUGCCAACAUUCCGCAUGGUAGUGUUGGCUGAUGAGUUGCUUGAGCAGUUCUUCGAGUCGUCAUUCCCUGCAUCCUUCCAUAUCAUUGAAGGACUGCCCAACGCGGCACCCUCAGCGCACUCCCUCACAACGUUCUCCAGUCUCGGCUUUGGGGCUAGACCUCCUGUUCCCUCGCCGGUCGGCCCUCCUGGAGCAGGACGUGGUCUGCGCGGCGUGCUUGACAAUAUUGUUACGGAUGGAAUGCGUGUCGCCACCGAAGUUAGAAGACGUAUGGAUGAGGCACAGAAGGAACUUGAGAAGAAUGCCCUGCCUGGACAACGCCCCGAGGACGAUGAUGAAGAUGAUGAUGACCUUGGAGUUGAAGUUGGUGUGAGGAAGGGACCCUCUACCAGCAGCACAGAUGUGGAAGGACGGUCUGUCAGGAGCUCUGACAGGGACCUACUAGAUGGGGCAGAUGCAGAAGCAGGCGCAUCAGCCAAGUCUCAAGAGCCGAGCUUGCUCGAUGUUAAUACGAGUGACGGUCGACCGCGCGCUGGUACAGCGACUUCUACAGCAUCAACAGGGGGGUCAGCGGUGGUGGAAUUUGAAGGUUAG